GUCAUUUCCGUUAAAUGGCGACGACGAUGGAUAGUUCAUAUCGAAGUGUGUUGUCGUAACUUUUUCUUUGUGAUUUUGAGAAAUCCUUCAAUUGUUCUUUUUAUAUAUCAUAAUUUUGUUACUUUAUUGAGUUUAUAUAUGAAAAUUAGCUUAUAAAUUUCUAUUUGUAAAAGCGAUAAAAUUGAAACAUAAGCGUGCCUUGUGUCGGACACUUUUGUAUGAGAAUAAUGGCCGAUGUUGAAGGAAAAAAGCUCACUGAACUGCGAGUUAUAGAUUUGAAAACAGAACUCGAAAGGCGUGGGCUAGAUAAAACUGGCAAUAAAGCAGCACUUCUUGAGCGUCUUUCCAAAGCCAUAACUGAUGAAGGUCAAGAUCCUGAUGAAUACUUAAUUGUACCUUGUGGUGGAUUAUGCAAAGUUAGUCCAAGAAAAAAUAGUGUAACAGGUACAAUUAAUCAAGAUGAGACUAAUGAGACAUUAGAAAAUCAAAAAGAAGAAAGUAUGGAGGUAUCUGAUAAUAAUGAUAUGAAACUUAAACAAGAAUCAAAGCCUGUUAUAGAAGAAAAUACAACAAUAUCUAAAGUGGAAGAACUUCAAAGUGAAAUUCAAAAUAAUGUUAGCAAGGAAAUAGAACACAAACAGGAACUUAAGAAUCAUUUAAAUAAAAGUUUGAUCGAAAAUACACAGGCUAUUGAUAAGAAAAUAGAAUCUGAUGUAGCUACUACAGUAAAUCAAACCACAACUAAUUCAGUUUCUACUGUUGAGGCCAAUGGUAUCGACAAUGAAGAUUCCAUCAAUCUAACUAUUGGCGAAGAUGAAGAAAAUCUCCUCGCUGAGGAGACAGAAUCUCACGAGAGGCAUAAGGAUGGAGGAGAGAAGAAGAAAGUGGAAGAAAACAAGAAGGGAGACUCUAAAGGGAGCGGUAGAGCAGAAGCUGGUGCCAACAACAAGGAAGGGACGACAUCAGGUGGAAACAUCGGGACGAAGAACAAGCAGGACAGUGGUGGAGAUGGAAGCAAGAGCGUGGAGUCUAGCAACAAGAGCCAAAAAAGAGAUGAUAAAGACAAAAAAACUUCUCAAGUUAGUCCCAUUAAUGCGAGUAGUAGAAAUUUAUGGGUAUCUGGAUUAUCUUCGAGUACUCGCGCUACUGAUUUAAAACAAAUAUUCUCAAAAUAUGGAAAAGUGAUAGGUGCAAAAGUAGUUACAAAUGCAAGAACACCAGGUGCAAGAUGUUAUGGUUAUGUAACUAUGUCCACUAGUGAAGAUGCUGCAAAAUGUAUACAACAUUUACAUAGAACUGAACUUCAUGGACGUGUAAUAUCUGUAGAAAAGGCCAAAGGUGACACUCAACAAAGUCAUAUGCGCAAACGAGAUACUACGAAUGGAAAAUCUGAAAAAAAAGAAGAAAAAGAAAAGACAAAAGAUAAUCAUGAGAUUAAUGAUCGGAAAGAUAAAGAAACGAAGAAAGAAACAGAAGAUAAAGGAACAGAAGCAAUGAAAAAAUCGGACGAAAAAAGCAACGAAAAUAUUGAAAAUAAGAAAGCAGAGGUGCAGGAAAAGAAAGAUGAAGUUUCGAAAGAUGCUGAUUCUCGAUCAACUAAAUCUACUAGUAAAAAACCGGAAAGCGAGAGAGGAAGACGUGACGAAAAAAGAAUUCGAUCCUGGGAUCAUCAUCGAUCUCAUACUCGAUCUCGCAGCCGCGAACGACGUAGGCGUGAUGAUGUGUUGACCUUUGCAAAAAUCAGGGAGGAAAGAGAAAGACAGAGAUUACGAGAAAGGGAGAGAAUGCUUCGUGAAGAAGAACGGAGAAGAAGAGAAGAUAUGGAACGACAACGGGAAGUAGAACGUAGACAAAGAGAAGAAGCUGCACGAUUAGAAAGAGAACGAGAGAAAUUAAGAAGAGAAAGAGAAAGAAUUGAGCAGGAGAGAGCUGAGUUACUUCGACUCGAACGGGAACGUCAAAAAUUGGAGCGGGAAAAGCUGGAGCGAGAAAGAUUGGAACUGAAAAGACAACAAAUGCGAUUAGAAGAGAGUAGACGUGCUCCACCUCCGCCGUCCAUUAAACGAUGUUCUAGCGAUAGAAGGGAUCCAAGAGAUAUAUAUGUUGAACCAGAUAGAAAACGUAUGGCCACUGAGCAUAGUCGAAAACACAUUCCAGAACGUGUAAGUGAUCGUCGUGGUGAGAUUUUAGAUCGCGUCUCAGACAGACGAUUAGACGCAUCCCCGCCUACUCGCUACGAAUCUAGUAGAUCCAGUCAAGAUUUAGGGUUGAAAAAGGAAUUCAAACGUAGUAGCGAGUUUACUUCCCGUAGUAGUCGUCCCGAAAGCUUUUCCGAUGUAUCCCGAGGAAGAGAAGUGAUCGUACGUCGAGACACUCUUAGCACGACAGCAACGUCUAUCGAUCCUCGACAAGUUAAGGAAAGAUAUGAACGUGCGAGUACUACUACUUAUACUCGUGAUCGUGAUGUCAGACGUUCUGAUACAGAUACCCAUAGAAGUUCUAGGGAUAGUCAUACGCGUUACAGUGAAAGUUUCAAACCUACUGGAUCUAGUACUCCACGUGAUAGUCGUUAUGUUGAAAGCAAUCGAACAACUAGUAGUUGGCAUUCUGGACCUUCAUCUACAAAAUCAUUUAAUUCCGUACCUAGUAGCGGAACUCGAGAUCCUCGAAACGAACCAUCUAGUUGGAGUUCUAGAUCUUCCGAUAAUGUAAACAGAUGGAGUAAUUCAAGCAGUAUGGGAAACACAUUACGACAUCCAGUACCACCUACGUAUCAGAGUGGUCCUAUUCAAUCAAUGGGAUUAACUGCACCCGGAACAGCACCUUCAUACGAUCGUUUUGAUCCAUAUAAAUCAUCUAUGCCGAGCAUGAGAAAAUAUUGA
This is a messenger RNA of Apis mellifera (honey bee), 2882 nucleotides long. RefSeq names its product SAFB-like transcription modulator. Gene Ontology annotation, biological process: regulation of transcription by RNA polymerase II; regulation of mRNA processing. Lineage: Eukaryota; Metazoa; Arthropoda; Insecta; Hymenoptera; Apidae. Bases 219 to 2882 code for a protein of 887 amino acids. Gene Ontology annotation, cellular component: nucleus. The record is from RefSeq and is a predicted model, not a curated record. Gene Ontology annotation, molecular function: sequence-specific DNA binding; RNA binding. The transcript has 15 exons.